AUGGUUCACAAGGGGGGUCUCGAUUCCAAGUUCAACAUCCACUCUGCCGGUACCAUCAAUUACCACGAGGUAGACGUAAAACAAGAAAAAGGUUUGUUCUUUACGAUCAUAUAUCAUCUGGGUUUCUGA
Messenger RNA from Linum tenue, 129 nucleotides. The record is from the annotation of a GenBank genome assembly. NCBI's taxonomy places the organism in Eukaryota, Viridiplantae, Streptophyta, Magnoliopsida, Malpighiales, Linaceae.